Aspergillus heteromorphus CBS 117.55 is the source of this 1293-nucleotide messenger RNA. RefSeq names its product sterol desaturase family protein. Bases 442 to 1293 code for a protein of 283 amino acids. Lineage: Eukaryota; Fungi; Ascomycota; Eurotiomycetes; Eurotiales; Aspergillaceae. Gene Ontology annotation, molecular function: iron ion binding; C-4 methylsterol oxidase activity. The record is from RefSeq and is a predicted model, not a curated record. The transcript has 5 exons. Gene Ontology annotation, biological process: ergosterol biosynthetic process.
CGCUCGCCACAUCGGAGCGGAUUCCUGGUCACGCAGUUCUUCCACCAGUGUUCCUGAAAUACUCUCUGUCGAGUUCCAUCAGUCAAUCAACAUUUGACACUUGAAAUAUUUUUAUUCAUGCUUUCUACAUCUGCUUCGUGUAAAUUGCAUUUCAAUUACUACUUGCAUUUGUCAAAGCUGUCUUGCUCUUAUUAAAAUCGUUGCAACCAGACAUUACUAUAGGGGAAGCUGAAGAGAAAGGGGGAAAGCAAUCGCUAAACUUACAAUUUCAGAAGAAUGUAAGUUCCACCUUCUCAUCUUUGUACAUGAAUUCUAAGAUGCAAUAGGAACUCUACACUAUUGACAGGACCGGGAACCUACUGGGGACAAUUUGAAGAAAUCUCCAAAUACAACACCCACCUCAAUGUGAUUGAAAGGCUGUGGACAGCGUGGUAUGCCUGGAUGCAGAAUGAUGUCCUCGCGACUGGCAUCAUGUCAUUUGUAAUGCAUGAAAUUGUUUACUUCGGUCGUUCUCUUCCUUGGAUUUUCAUAGACAGUCUGGGCUUACUGAACAAUUACAAAAUCCAAACCAAUAAAAUCCCAUCCUUGAAAGAACAAUGGGAUUGCGCCAAGUUCGUGCUUCUCAGUCAUUUCACUGUCGAAUUGCCGCAAAUUUGGCUAUUCCACCCGAUGGCUCAAUUCUUUGGACUGUCAACCUCGGUUCCUUUCCCUUCUUUGUAUACCAUGGCUUAUCAGAUUGCGAUAUUCUUUGUUCUGGAGGACACAUGGCAUUACUUCUCCCACCGUGCUCUUCACUGGGGUCCUCUCUACAGAGCUAUCCACAAAAUUCAUCACCAAUAUUCCGCACCAUUCGGCAUGGCUGCUGAGUAUGCUUCUCCCAUUGAAGUUAUGAUUCUUGGCUUUGGGACUGUGGGAUGUCCGAUUCUCUGGUGUGCAGUUACGGGGGAUCUGCAUAUAUUUACAAUGUAUGUUUGGAUUGUUCUACGGCUCUUCCAGGCUAUUGAUGCGCACAGUGGCUAUGAAUUUCCCUGGAGCUUACAUCAUUUCCUUCCAUUUUGGGCUGGCGCUGACCACCAUGAUCUCCAUCAUGAGAAAUUUGUGGGAAACUAUUCAAGCAGCUUCAGAUGGUGGGAUUACGUCUUGGAUACUGAAUAUUCUCCUGAUGCCAUUAAACGGAGAAGGGAGAACAAGGCUAUGAGGGAGACCAAGAAAGCUCAUGCAAACUUCGAUUCCCGCAGUGGGCUUCAACAAACCAAACUGUUAUAUAAAUUAAAAGAUUUAAAAAAAGAAUAA